UUUUUUUUUUUGCAGAACUUGGUUUAGGGGAUUGCUAAUGGUACAUCAGCGAAAUCAGUCAUUCGGAAAUCGUUGAGGACUUAUUACCUUAGUUUCAUUGUUAGGUUGUUAAUCAUGCUUUUUUUAGGCGUAAGGUCACAGAUUAACUGUAUUUUUGCAUGACUUCUCACCGCUGCUAGUGUGUAGGUGCUGAUCCAAGAUCGGAUUGCUUAACCCUGAUGGGAGCAUCGGCAGGUCGUUUGGGAAAGCCGCAACCGUCUCAAGACCUGUACAUUGGAGGGUAACCCUCUGAUUCCCUGUCGUGAACUUCAGCGGAGGGCGGUCUUCCAAAUGUGCCUGUUUUUUGAUUUGCUCGGUUUUCGCGAGCACCGACCAAUGCACUGAGGGCAUCCAGUCGCUUACAGACGCUUGGGAGUCGCCGAACUAUUACGGAAUCGUUUAAAACUCUCCUUGCGUUUUAUGAAGAAGUAAGGAAAAUCGGCAACCCUUUUAACUCAAUCGUACAGUCGGCAUUUGUUUGGGAAGAUCAACCUUUCAUGCUAACAAGGAGUACGAUUUUACGGAAGAGCGCCAUGACAACUUUAGCCCAGACGAAGGAGAUCUUCAGGAGCGCGGACGCAGUCUGCUUCGACGUGGACAGCACCGUGAUCCGGGAGGAGGGCAUCGAUCAGCUGGCCAAAUUCUGCGGCGUGGGGGACGCCGUCACCGAGAUGACGCGCAAGGCUAUGGGGGGGUCCAUGUCAUUUAAAACAGCGUUGACCGAACGGCUGUGCAUCAUAAGAUGCUCUCGGGAACAAGUGAACAAGCUGAUUACUGACCACCCACCCCAACUGACUCCAGGUAUUAAGGAGCUGGUUGCACGCCUGCAGCAUGGCGGUGUGAAGGUCUUCCUCAUUUCCGGAGGGUUCCGCUGUAUUGUGGAGCACGUCGCCUCGCAGCUCGGGAUCCCCCUGCAUCACGUCUACGCCAACCGCCUCAAAUUCUACUUCAACGGCGAGUAUGCGGGUUUCGACGAGACGCAGCCCACCGCGGAGUCUGGUGGCAAAGGCAAAGUGAUCAGCAUGCUGAAGGAGAAGUACGGCUUCCAGAAGGUGGUGAUGAUUGGAGAUGGGGCCACGGACAUGGAGGCCUGCCCCCCUGCUAACGCUUUCGUUGGAUUCGGAGGAAAUGUGGUCAGACCGCAGGUGAAAGAGCGAUGCUUGUGGUACGUCACCAGCUUCGGGGAGCUGCAUAAGGAGCUGGACAAGAUCUAGGGAGUGGGCAGUGAUCCCUUCAGCGCGGUGCCCCCCCCACACCCUGACUGGGAGCCUCUUGUUGCAUAGGUAGUUCAUGGUUUGUGUUUUGGCAGUUUUUAAAAAAAUUUAAAUCUAUUCUCAUAUAAAACUUUAUAUACUUGCUACUGGAUUAAUUUUAUGUGUAUAGACCUAUUUAAUGAUUUAGUGAGAUUUAAGUUUAUGAAGAUGAGUCUGAGUUAAAUCAGGUUGACUAGCCUUGUGUCUAAUAUGGGUUGCUGAUGUGCAUCUGUGAAAGAGCAUCCUGGUGAAGUUUUUGAGCAGGAAAAAAAAUUAUAUAAAUUCUUUUUGGAAUAUGAUUUUGGUAUAGAUGUAACCCUAAUAUUAAACUAAACUUUUGAACAA
Brienomyrus brachyistius is the source of this 1637-nucleotide messenger RNA. RefSeq names its product phosphoserine phosphatase (gene psph). Gene Ontology annotation, biological process: dephosphorylation; L-serine biosynthetic process. The coding region runs from base 537 to 1253 and encodes 238 amino acids. The transcript has 6 exons. The record is from RefSeq and is a predicted model, not a curated record. NCBI's taxonomy places the organism in Eukaryota, Metazoa, Chordata, Actinopteri, Osteoglossiformes, Mormyridae. Gene Ontology annotation, molecular function: magnesium ion binding; L-phosphoserine phosphatase activity. Gene Ontology annotation, cellular component: cytoplasm.